AUGGGAGAAAUAACUCUUAGGAUCGGUAUAAUGGCAGCCAGAGAGUUAGCGGCAGCUGAUAAGGACGGUUCUUCCGACCCAUACGCCGUCAUCAGAGUAGCUAAUAAAAAAUACGAAACAGAAAUAAUCAAAAAAACCUUAAAUCCAAUUUGGAAUAAAUGUUUCGACGUAAAAAUAUCAGAAAGCAACGUACCACCUCAUAUAACCGUCACUGUGUGGGAUCACGAUCGUUUUGGUCGCGAUUUCCUGGGUGAGGUGACUAUUCCAAUUAAACAAAUAUUCGCCAGAAAUAACGGAGGAUUAAAUGAUGGUGUUCCUAGAACCUUUGAAGAUCCGCUAAAUCAACCGGCAGCCUAUACGCUACAGAAACGGAGUACGAAGAAUGAUGUUAGAG
Molecule: messenger RNA, 394 nt
Organism: Acaulospora morrowiae
Lineage: Eukaryota; Fungi; Glomeromycota; Glomeromycetes; Diversisporales; Acaulosporaceae
Source: the annotation of a GenBank genome assembly